Molecule: messenger RNA, 687 nt
Organism: Penicillium expansum
Lineage: Eukaryota; Fungi; Ascomycota; Eurotiomycetes; Eurotiales; Aspergillaceae
Product: cupin domain-containing protein
Exons: 1
Coding region: 1-687 (228 amino acids)
Source: RefSeq, a predicted model, not a curated record
AUGCAAACACCCAAUAUCAUUGAAGUUCGACAGUACCGCCUGUUCCCAACGAAUCUCGUCCCAAACUCACCGAGACCUUUAUUACAUUACAAGAAUGUCCUCGCUAGGAGACCCAGCAGCUCUCAUUGCGACCCAGCCGACGUCUGGGACAUGUUCAAUCAGAAUGGGUGGAAUGUGCAGUGGAUAUUCCGAUACGGUGAAACACAACUGUCACACUACCACUCCAAGGCGCACGAGUGCAUGGCAGUUCUCUCGGGUACCGCCAAGAUUAGAUUCGGUGUAGCGGACACAUCCGAUGAUCUGUUUGAGAAUACACACGGAUCUUCUUGGGAGGAAGGCGGGAUUGAACUGGAAGCCGAAGCUGGCGACGUUUUUAUCAUUCCUGCUGGUGUCGCGCACAAGACAUAUGACGCGAAGCCUGAAGCAGAGUUCAAGCUCUUAACACCAGGGACUGGACAUGGUAUUGAGGCCAAUGACCCGAGGAAAGCGUUGGAUGAUAUUCAGUUAUCUGGCUACACCAUGAUGGGAGCUUAUAACGGUGGUGACUGGGAUUUUGUCAAAAGCGGGGGAGACUUUGAGAAAGUAUGGGCUGUUCCGAAGCCGAGUCUUGAUCCUGUAUUUGGAAAGUCCGAGCGAGGUCUUUGUAGGACAUGGCGGGGAAGUGGCACUGCGUCUGCCCGUCUGUAA